CGGGUGUUGUCUAGCCGAAGAAAGAAACUUGGAGAAACCCUUGCUGCUCUUCUCUCCAUUUUCGAUCGGACCUGCAACUUUGGGAAGAUGAAUUUGAUCAGGAUUGCGACCAAAUCCCACCGUCCGAUUCGAUUUGGUCAUCAAAGUCAAGGCCUCUCGUGGGUCCUUCGUGGCUCGCCGAAACUUUUCUCGACAGAGGCUGAACAGUCGACUGGAGACGCUUCCGCUGAUCCAUUUCUUGCAACUCCAAGCACAGGUCUGGUUUUUGGGAAAUUGUUUGGCAUUUCGAAGUAUACAACAAAAAAGGAUAUCCUCAAUUUGCUAGAAGGAUGUAACUUGAGUUUGGAUGACCUUAAAGUCGAUUACAAUAGAAGCUAUACUCCGACUGGGAUGUUGAUUCAAUUCCCUUCUCGGUUUGCCUAUGAUUUUGCAAUUAGAGCAAUUGCUCGGAAGGGUCGCCUGUAUCGACUGGACAAGGCUGAUCAGUCCCGUUGGGAUCUUGUCACACCCUAUAAUGGAAAAGCUGUGCUGCUGCAAGGAAUCCCGCGCGAUGCUAGUCAAGACGAUGUAGAGCGCUUCCUUUCAGGGUGUGCAUAUGACGCGUCGACAAUUCAGAUCUUUUUAAAGUCAGUGAUGAAUUGUUUGUGUCUUAAAAAGCAGGCAUUCCCAGACCCCGCAAAAAUGGCAAUUGUGCGCUUCCCCUCGCCGACACAAGCGAUGCAUGCAUUCAUUACAAAGAACAGAGGAUUCUGUCUCAACAAUCAAAUCUUGGUUCGAGUUCUCCACUAAUCCAUAUUCUUUCGCCCAAAAUUUUGUUGGUAGAUCAUGUUUGUGACCGUUGAGCGUUCAGGAAUUAUGGUAGUUGUAGUCUGUGUGCUUAAGCCUCAUUUGCUUCGAAUGUUCCUCUCUGUCGCGAUACAUUUUAAGGAUUUCAACGUUCAUUUAUAUGUUAUUAGGCUUCUUGUUUUGCUUGGAGUACUGAAAGCAAUGAAAACAACUGCUUCCAUGGACCUUAAUUAACCAUUCAUUGAUGGUAAUUGGCCUAAGAGAGUUAGGGAACUGACUCAGCAGCCCUUUUGGGUUA
Messenger RNA from Diospyros lotus (date-plum), 1084 nucleotides. RefSeq lists its product as uncharacterized. Gene Ontology annotation, molecular function: nucleic acid binding. NCBI's taxonomy places the organism in Eukaryota, Viridiplantae, Streptophyta, Magnoliopsida, Ericales, Ebenaceae. The transcript has 6 exons. The record is from RefSeq and is a predicted model, not a curated record. Bases 88 to 789 code for a protein of 233 amino acids.